Molecule: messenger RNA, 741 nt
Organism: Menidia menidia (Atlantic silverside)
Lineage: Eukaryota; Metazoa; Chordata; Actinopteri; Atheriniformes; Atherinopsidae
Source: the annotation of a GenBank genome assembly
AUGACGCACUCGGGGGACCAGGACGAUCAAUUGUUUAUCAUGGAGUCCAGAGAUGAUAAAGAAGCAGCCGAUGGCCAACACGUUGAGCCAUCCGCCGCUAACGGAUGUCCCUCCGAUCCACGACACGAGACCGCCGUGCCUCCAGAGAACAUGGAUGUGGAUGAGGAGGAUUUGUUCAAACACUCCACCACUCUGACCAACAAGCAGCGGGGGAAUGAGGUAACAGUGAGGCCAGCAACAUUAGAUGCUCUGUCCAUACACCAGUUAGCCGCCCAGGGUGAAGUCUCACAAGUGGCCGCACAUCUGAGUAAAGACAUUUCUCUGCUCAGCAGCCAGGACGAGCGGGGCUUUACUCCUCUGAUGUGGGCAGCCGCCUUCGGAGAGAAAGCGGUGGUGGACUUUCUCUUGGAGAAGGGUGCAGAUCCAAAAGCAAUCGCAAGGGAGAGAGAGAGCGCCCUGACACUGGCCAGCUCCGGGGGUUAUGUGGACAUUGUCGAGUCUCUUCUCAGACAUGGAGUGGACAUAAACACCUAUGACUGGAAUGGAGGAACUCCUCUCCUUUAUGCUGUACGAGGGAACCACGUCAAAUGCGUAGAGGCAUUACUGGCAAAAGGAGCUGAUAUGACCAUCGAGUCAGACUCUGGGUAUAGUCCAAUGGCUUUAGCCGUCGCCUUGGGACACAAAAAAAUUCAGAAAGUGUUAGAGGACCACAUCCUGAAACUCUACAAGCCUACAACAUGA